Molecule: messenger RNA, 554 nt
Organism: Babjeviella inositovora NRRL Y-12698
Lineage: Eukaryota; Fungi; Ascomycota; Pichiomycetes; Serinales
Exons: 1
Coding region: 323-490 (55 amino acids)
Source: RefSeq, a predicted model, not a curated record
AAAUUGUUGGCCGAAUUAGGGGAUGUGGCUGGUGUGGCUGAUCGGGUGCGUCGCAAGACUCUGGUCCACCCCACUGGAAUGCGACACGACGAAUCUUAGUUCACGUCUCUAAGCCAGUCAGGUUAAAGGGGUAGUAUGAGAAAUAACCUUUGGAUGACCGCCGGGGAAGAAACGUGCAAGGGUUUAUGGAGAUGCAAUCUUCUUUGCUGGGUAGUUUUAGGGGCUGUUAUCCGGCGUCCGAUCGUGACUAUGGCUCGUUGUGGAAACUGUGGCAGAUUAAUAUAGUACUUCCGUAUAGCUGAGCCUCAGGUGGGGGUUGGCGAUGCUGUUAAUUUCGAUAGAACGUAUUAGUGAUUUUUUCGUCUACAUCCCCGAGGUUCUUCGAGAAUAUCCUUAUUUUCACCUGGACCUUGAACAUGUGGCUUACAUUUUGGAACUGCAGCCUGGUAUCCAAGAUUUUGGCCGUCUCAGUGUGGCUUACGUUUUAUAAAUUCCUAUACCGGGACAGCGGCCUUAGUCAACAUGUGGAGAGGAAAAAUGCUACUAGAACUGCA